Messenger RNA from Aplysia californica (California sea hare), 2253 nucleotides. RefSeq names its product small RNA 2'-O-methyltransferase. The record is from RefSeq and is a predicted model, not a curated record. NCBI's taxonomy places the organism in Eukaryota, Metazoa, Mollusca, Gastropoda, Aplysiida, Aplysiidae. Gene Ontology annotation, biological process: RNA methylation; piRNA processing; siRNA processing. The transcript is spliced from 7 exons. Gene Ontology annotation, molecular function: RNA methyltransferase activity; O-methyltransferase activity. Bases 109 to 1491 code for a protein of 460 amino acids. Gene Ontology annotation, cellular component: cytoplasm; nucleus.
UUUCACUUUUGCUCUUGUAGGCCUACUUGAUCUAGAGUCUAGAGUCAAAAUCUAUAACAACGUUUAUGAUGACCAAAUCAUUCUGUCCAUUCAUCGUCUUUGUGUUAAAUGGAUCUGACUGAAAGUGAAGGUUCUAGAAGUGAAAGUUGUGCAGUGGAACACCGACAAGAGGAAGAUGCUGAAGACAGGGUUCUCUUCAAUCCCCCUUUGUAUCAUCAACGAUAUAUGUUUGCCGUUCGGCACCUGACAUGUCAUGAGGUGAAAAGUGUGGUGGACAUGGGCUGCUCUGAUGGCAGCUUCUUCAAAGUCCUGGCCAUGGUCCCCACCCUGGAGCAGGCAGCCUUGCUGGAUGUUGAUCAUGCAUUGUUGGAGUCGAAGAAAAGAGUCAUCAACCCCGAGCUGAGACAUUUCAUCCAUCGGCGCAGCGUCCCGCUGACCGUUUCGUUAUACUCUGGCAGUGCUGGAGAUUUUGACUCAAGGCUGUGUGGCUUGGAUGCCGUUACUCUUAUUGAAGUAAUUGAGCACCUGCAUCCAGAUACUUUGGAGCAGGUUACUGCUAAUGUUUUUGGAAACAUGCGGCCCAAGUUUUGUAUAGUAACGACACCCAACUCAGAGUUCAACAUUUUAUUCGGUAACGAGGACCCGAAGCAGUUUAGGCACUGGGAUCACAAGUUUGAGUGGACGAGACAGGAGUUUCAGCUGUGGUGUCACGAAGUCUGCGUCAAGUUUGGCUACUCAGUGGAGUACAGCGGAGUCGGGUACCCCUUCUCCGACCCACACAGCCUCUCUCUGGGGCCAUGCAGUCAGGCAGCCAUCUUUUCUUCUCAGCACGAUGAAAAAGCCCAAGCUGUGCAUAGGCAAAAUCUGCCCAACACUGAAUGUUACACACUGAUUGCCACAUGCGAAUUUCCCUUCAGAAAAGAUGAGAGGUCACUAGAGGAGAAGAUCGAUGACCAAGUGCAGUACUGUUUGAAUUCCAUGAUUUCCUUCAGGAGGAAAGAGGUUGCUUAUGGGGAGGAGAUUACUAUUGCUGUCAGUGCGGUUGCCGACUUUUCUUGUGUGAAAAGUUUGUGUGGCAUUGAAACUGUGAGGGAAAGUCUUCUUCGAGGUGGAUAUCAUCUGUCUGAAGACAAAGAGUUUGUUGUUCAUUUGGAAGAUGAAUCUGACCUCAGUGAUAACGGUUCUGAUGAUCCCUCCUCUGGAUAUCACGAUGUUUGUUUAGCAGAGACUGAGACCUCAGCCCAGGACAGUUUGCUUACCGAAAAUUCUGGAUUGUUUGCUACUGAAAAUGUUUUCUCAAAUGACAGUGGCUGUGGGACACAGGACACAUGGACUCCAAAUAUGUCCAGUUUGUCUAAAGCUUCUUCUUCCGGUAAUCAAGAUGAUUGGGACUUAGAAAUUGCUCUUGAUGAGGAAAGACUCGAAAUAGCUAAGAACUCUGUGGUAGGAGACCUCAGUGUAACAGAUAGAUCUAGUUCUGUCACUGACUGAAGCUCUUUCAUGAUGUGUUUACUUCCUCCUGCUCACAUCAACUCUACUGUGAUGACGUUUGGCUCAAUGAUGCUCUGUUGCUGACUUCAGGUAUCAUGCAUCUCUUGCCUCUUGACUGGUACUGUAACAUAUCAUAAUCAAGCAUUAACUCUCUCCCUCAGAAUGUUCUCAGGCGAUGGUGAAAUUCAUAGACUGUUGAACAAUGAUGAGAUGGGAUGGUGAAGUUCAUAACAACAAGAUGAUGAUGAAAUGAGAUGUUCGCAUGUGAUGUUGAUGUUCAUAGACUGUUGAACAAUGAUGAGAUGGGAUGGGGCUGUUCAUAGACUGUUGAACAAUGAUGAGAUUUGAUGGGGAUGUUCAUAGACUGUUGAACAAUGAUGAGAUGGGAUGGGGAUGUUCAUAGACUGUUGAACAAUGAUGAGAUGGGAUGGGGAUGUUCAUAGACUGUUGAACAAUGAUGAGAUAUGAUGGGAAUGUUCAUAGACUGUUGAACAAUGAUGAAAUGGGAUGUUCACAUGCCAUGAAGGAGAAAGGUAGCUAAACUGAAGAGUGAAUACAAUCUGGCUUAUUCUAGCCCUUUCAUCCCUCCAGAAUAGCUACUAUGUGACACAACUGUCAAUUUAUGGAGCUGUUUUUUAAAACAUUUGAUAUGUUUGUAUUGCACAAAUGACUAUGAGCGGAUGUGUUUGAGAUGCUGUGUUGCAAAAUAGAACAGCUCUGUAUCAAUUCAUCAGUCAAAUAGAUUUAUUUUGGUGCUUUGCA